Molecule: messenger RNA, 2121 nt
Organism: Chinchilla lanigera (long-tailed chinchilla)
Lineage: Eukaryota; Metazoa; Chordata; Mammalia; Rodentia; Chinchillidae
Gene: Exo5
Product: exonuclease 5
Exons: 6
Coding region: 625-1746 (373 amino acids)
Biological process (GO): interstrand cross-link repair
Cellular component (GO): nucleus
Molecular function (GO): single-stranded DNA 5'-3' DNA exonuclease activity
Source: RefSeq, a predicted model, not a curated record
GGGGCGGUCUUGCGCAAGGCGCGGGGCAUUCUGGGGCUGGGCUCCCGGCAAUUCUACGCAAAGGUUCCACAAAAGCGCUUGUGAUUCCGCUCUGUUCAGCUUCUUUCUUCUUUUUGAAGGAGGCCUGGAGCAGUUCGGAGGCUGAGCUGAAGUGAGGCAGUGCAGGGAGUGCUUAGCACGCUUUAGGGCAAACAAAGCCCUCCCAGGGAGACAGUGGCUCGGGCUCAGAGGAGAGCAAAUACCCUUAGAGACCGCGAGUCCGGCCUACACCGAACAAAUGUCCAGAGUGAAAGAAGUGGCAGAUCUGCAGGCUGCAUGGAACCCAUUGGCGAGACAAGACCACAGGGAACAAGGUUUGGUCAACUAACAGCAUCCAAGGUGUGGAAAAAACGAAGAAGUUGUGGAAAGUGCCUCAGGAGAGUGUACAGCAUUACUUAGCAUCUAGAGUGGGCAACUGUCUGUGCGCCAUGGAUUAGAGAGUUUAAAAUACCACGUGAAAAGGGAGUGGUCAGUAUUCUGCCAUUCCCUUUGAGAAGGUGAUCAACUAAGUGCCAGGCAGGCACUUUUGCCGCUGAGCUAAAUCCCCAGCCCCUGAACUUCUUGAUAGAGGGCCAGAGCUGUGCCAUGGCAGAGACUGGGGAAGAGGAGAUGAUGUCAGCAGAAGCCUCAGGAUUCUCAGACAUGAGUGACUCAGAGUUCCUAGAGAUUUUGGACCUGGAAGAGGCUAAUGAGUUAGGUGCUUCACUUAGCAAGCCUGGCCCUUCUUCUGAACUUUCCAGGAAGGAUGACAAGCCUAUAAGCUUGCCAAACUGGAAAAGAAGAUUGGAUAUCUUGUCGCCUAUGGAAAGAUUUCACCUAAAAUAUUUAUAUGUCACUGACCUGUCUACUCAGAACUGGUGUGAAUUGCAAAUGGUAUAUGGGAAGGAGCUUCCUGGGUUUUUGACACCUGAGAAGGCAGAUGUUUUGGACACUGGUGCCAGCAUUCAUCUAGCUAGAGAACUAGAACUUCAUGACCUUGUGACUAUCCCCAUCACUAAUAAAGAAGAUGCUUGGGCAGUUAAAUUUCUGAAUAUACUGACAAUGAUUCCUACCCUGCAGUCAGAAGGGUGCCUUAGAGAAUUUCCAGUGUUUGGGGAAGUAGAGGGUGUGUUUCUUGUUGGUGUGAUUGAUGAGUUGCAGUAUACAGCCAAAGGAGAACUGGAACUGACUGAACUGAAGACACGGAAGCGCCCUUUGCUCCCUCUGGACGCUCAGAAAAAGAAAGACUGUUUUCAAGUAAGCCUGUAUAAGUGUAUCUUUGAUGCCAUGGUGCAAGGGAAAGUGACCCCUGCUAGCCUAAUCCACCACACGAAAUUAUGUCCCGACAAGCCACUGGGGCCUUCUGUGCAGAGGCAUGCCCAGCAGGGAGGUUUCUCUGUGAAGUCCUUGGGUGACCUCAUAGAACUGGUCUUCUUGUCUCUCACAUUGUCUGACCUCCCAGUUAUUGAUACCCUAAAAAUCGAAUAUAUUCACCAAGAGACUGCCACUGUGCUGGGUACAGAGAUUGUAGCCUUUGACGAGAAGGAGGUGAGAGGCAAGGUACAGCAUUAUACUGCCUAUUGGAUGGGCCACCGAGAGCCUCAAGGGGUUGACAUGGAAGAGGCUUGGAAGUGUCGGACAUGCAGCUAUACAGACAUCUGUGAGUGGAAGAAGGGUGGUGGAGUGCUCAGCUCCACACUGGAGCCUCAAGCCAAAAAGGCCAAAUAAACAGAAGUUACGUUUUCAGGAAUUUUUAUCUUUCCUGCUCCUAAUGUACCCGAGUUAAAAAAGGACCAGUCUCUGAACUUGGCUUUCAUGGAUAUGUUCUUAGUUUUUAUAUUCUAUGUUGUCUAAUCCAUUCAAAUCUAGGAUCCAAGGCUCAGGGAUGAAUGGGAAAGAGCAGGGGGUUAUAAUGUCCCUAGAGCUGUGACAUGGGUUAUCAAGAAGAUGAGUGCCCGUCAUGGCUGGAGCAGAGGUAUCCUGCGGCAAAUGUUUUCCUAAGAAAAUUCUUGUGAUUCUGAUAAAUCUUUUAUUUUUUUCAUAAUCAAGACUUUGUACAUUUUAUAGAAUAAAAUGAAAUGCUGUCCAGGACAGUUGAACUGA